Messenger RNA from Paramuricea clavata, 2286 nucleotides. Lineage: Eukaryota; Metazoa; Cnidaria; Anthozoa; Malacalcyonacea; Plexauridae. The record is from the annotation of a GenBank genome assembly.
AUGACAAAUGCAGAUGACUUAGCAAAUGUAACCUCUUGCAAAUUUCCCGAAAACCCGUAUUGUCAGUACGAGAAAGAGAGACUCUCGCAUUUAAUGAUUCGCUUGGAAUCAUCCUUGUCUUUGUGUGGUCGCUUCAAUCUAAACGAAGCUGAGUUAAAGCUACUUGCAACAGCAAUGAUCCCUAUAAAGUUGACUGAUAUAAUUGAUACUGCUAAAGCUCUGCGUGACAAUUUCCCUUCAGAAGCACAUCAGGUGCAGCCGAAAUACGAUGCUCUUUUGAAAAAAAUGCCAUUCUCUUCUUGAGGAGAUUGCAGAGCUGAAGUUUCCGCCUGUGAAACCAAGAUGGGCGGAUUUUACCGACGCUGGACCUGGAGUUGCUUGUAACAAUUUCGAAGUACAGUUCAGGGAUGCUGAGUUGGCGAUUAUCUAUAACAGUGACUAUCGGAUCAGACUGCAUUCUUCCAGGGGUAAUUCGUCUGAUAACGAGGCCGAGAGAACUAACAGCGCAAUCGGCGACAGUAUCGUAGAUGGCGCAACACUCCAGUGGAACAAACAUAAACGCUUUGAUGGACUAAGUGAUGAAGAUAUAAGUAAACUGACUGUGAAAGAGUUCGAAGAACACGAGACGGAUAGAAUGGAGAAGAAUGCGUGGUACUGUGCUAAUGAAAUUCGCAAUAGCGUUGAUGGGGCACCAGUGUUUAACGAGUUUAUUAAAUGUUAUUUAACUCCAAAGCAUAGCCCUUUCUUUUUCAACAAAAUAUACUUAAAACAAUUUCAAAGUUGUACUGCCGCUGAGUCAAAACAACAGGUUCCUGGUUACCACUAUAUAACGAAUGUUUUAAACUUCAAGGCCGUAGGAAGCUCUUUUCGAUUGGGGUGGCUGAAAGCGAGGGCCGAAGGCCCGAGGAAAUUUUUAAAUUUAGAGUCUCUAAAAUGCCAUUUCCUGGACUUUGGGAGAAGAUUUAACAGAAUUCUGAUAGUCAGAAAACAGCGUUUUAGUAUGUCGAAAUUUACGGGAAAGUAUGGGCCAGACUGUAGUAUUAUAAAUGCGCGGCGGGAAUUUUCGUCGUAAAUGGCAGUUGCGCGGAAAUGAAGGCAGAAUAUUUGAGAAAAUUUCGAAAAUCUGGAGUCUCUAGAUGGUCUGAAAUGGCAUUUUCAGAGUUUUCUUUCGCAAGACCCAACACGCAAAAGACAAAAUAAAUCAUUAGUUCAUCAAAAAUGUGCAGAUUUUGUACGUGGGAUUUUCUUGAAAAUGCGCGACAGAAAUUCAGCUAAAAUUUCUACGCGAGGAACGAUCUGGAGUAUGAGUAAUAUCUUCAUUCUUUGCAGUUUGUCACAGAUUAAAUGAUAAAGUUUGCAUGAUUUUGAAAAAAGAAUGAUUAUUAGCAAAUUAUUGGGGGGGGGGGCUGCAGCCCCCAGCCCCCCCGGUUGCUACGGCCCUGAACUUUAUUGAAAGACACUACAGAAUUGGUGAACUAUAUAUGGAAUAUAUAAGGGACGGAUGUCGGGAAAAUGGAGAGGUAUGCAAGAAAUGUAGUGAAAAGGACUGGGUUGGACCCAGGUUCUCCAGAGUUCCUGCCCCGUAUCCAAAUCCUGAUAAGCCAGGGCAUUAUAUGAGUGUUUUCAACACACCAACCACAGACAAUUAAUAACGGGCAGUUAAGGGAAGUGGAUGAUGUCGCUCCCAGGGCAGUGAUAAAGCGUCUAUAUAAAGCUGGCACGAUCUCGUCGGACAAUGUCGAACAACUUAAAGAAGUAUCCAGUUGCUAUUGUGUUGAAGAGAAGGAUGUCGCAUCAUAUGUUAAACACCUUGAAGAGUUGAAAAUGAUGUCUGAUAUCAGGGAAAACGAAAGAAGAAAAAAACGAGAAAAAGAGUGCAGCAAAACCUAUGAGGACUACGAUUGGAAUACCCUCAUUGAUUCAGGAAAACUAAAUUCAUUAAAAGUGAUGGAACUUGACAAGUACCUUAAGAGACACGACCUGUCCACUAUCGGAAAAAAAGAGGAUAAAAUCAAACGAAUUAAAGCAGAUUUCUACAUAAAUAGGACCAACGACGCAGCCAUUGAUGCAGAAACUUCAGAUGAUGAUACUUUGUCAGGAGAUGGUGAAUCCGAUUCUGACGAUGAUGAAGUACUUCAGAUAAUUCCACAAGGCGAUGAAGACGACAAUUCAACUGAGGGAAUGUCUGAGGAUUCUGAUGAAGAGAUUGCAAAUUUGCCAACGAUACGCAGCAGAAGAGCAGCUAGUUUUCCACAUGCAAGAUACAAAGACUAUUAUGUUUAUUAA